Molecule: messenger RNA, 1589 nt
Organism: Amborella trichopoda
Lineage: Eukaryota; Viridiplantae; Streptophyta; Magnoliopsida; Amborellales; Amborellaceae
Gene: RBL15
Product: RHOMBOID-like protein 15
Cellular component (GO): membrane
Molecular function (GO): serine-type endopeptidase activity; protein binding
Source: RefSeq, a predicted model, not a curated record
UAGUUUGCGGAAGAAGCAGAGGAGUGGGAAAGCUGACUUCUCCGUAUAUCUUCUAACUCUCCUUUAAUCUCUCUAUCUCUCUCUUUCUUACACGCGAACUCUCUCUCUCCAGAGAAUGAGAUCAAACAUAGUCACAGAGGCAGGACUGCCUACUAGGUUAGGGCAAUGGUGGGGAGCUGUGCCAUUUCUUACUUCUUGUGUGGUUAUUGUAUGUGGGUUCAUCUACUUGGUGUGUCUCUUGUCUGGAUAUGAUACGUUCGAGGAGGUUUGCUUUUGGCCUUCUGCUGUGAUUUCACGGCUUCAAGUUUAUCGUAUAUAUACAUCGAUUAUUUUCCAUGGCUCUCUUCUGCAUGUUAUGUUCAACAUGUUGGCUCUGGUACCUUUGGGCUGUGAGCUGGAACGUAUCAUGGGGUCAGUUCGCUUAUUUUAUGUGACAAUCUUAUUGGCUUCAAGCAAUGCCAUUUUCCACCUUUUUAUUGCAUUAGUGGCAGCUCAUAAUCCUAUCCACCUGUUUCCACAUCUCAUGGAUGAGUGUGCUAUUGGAUUCUCUGGUGUUAUAUUUUCUAUGAUUGUCAUAGAGACUUGCCUUAGUGGAAUCCAGUCCAGAAGUGUGUUUGGACUAUUCAAUGUGCCCGCAAAAUGGUAUGCAUGGAUAUUACUGAUCGUGUUUCAGCUUUUGAUGACCAAUAUUUCACUGCUUGGACACCUAUGCGGGAUUUUGUCUGGGUUUGCAUAUACAUAUGGAAUGUUCAACUACUUAAUACCUGGAUCAUCCUUCUUUUCUGCUAUCGAGAGCUCCCUAGUACUGUCAUCUUGUGUCAGGCGCCCUAGAUUCAUUGUAGGUGGCAGUGGGUCUCCAAAUGCUGGUCCAUUGCCUUCAUACUCAAUUCCUGGUAAUGCUGAUUCUGGAAGUGUAUGGACACGUCUAUCAUCAUGGGUGCCACUGAGGGAAACAACAGCUGAUGAGUCAGCACAAGAUAGCAGAUUUCCUGGUCGUGGAAGAACUCUUGGAUCCACCCGUAACCAGGCAGCCCACACAGCUGGUCCUGAUCCAGAGUUACAUGCAAGACUUUUGGAUAGCAAUCCACAAGACCCACCUUUGGAUAGACCUGUAAUAGCCCCUGGUGGAGCUCGAUUAUCAGAUGGAAGGCAGGCAGCUGUAGAAAAUGUAGCUGGAGCUCCGGUUCCAAUUGUGCGCAAUCAGGUUCAGUCUAAUUACAAUGAAGAAGUAAAAAGACUUGUGGCUAUGGGCUUUGAAAAGAACAAAGUGGAAGUGGCUCUUUCUACUGCAGAGGGAGAUCCAAGUCUUGCAGUAGAAAUUCUAACCAGCGAGGAAUAGCAGCGCAUAGCAUUAACAUGAGAGGCUUGUGAACUAUGGGUUUGUGGCCAUGUUGCACCCCCUACAUAGUUGAGCGGCGGAUGCAGCACGAUACUAACCAAAUUGUACUGAAUUUUGGCUUGAGAGAAACACUUAACAAAAGGAGUUUCAGCCAGAUUGUUAUACUGUAUGAGUAACCGGUAAAAUACAAACCAGUUUGAUUUCCCAGUUCAUUGCAAUCUUUUUUUUUGAAGUGUUGUAAUUUGCUUUA